This is a messenger RNA of Podospora pseudopauciseta, 2081 nucleotides long. RefSeq names its product translational activator for mitochondrial COX1 (gene MSS51). The transcript has 3 exons. Lineage: Eukaryota; Fungi; Ascomycota; Sordariomycetes; Sordariales; Podosporaceae. Gene Ontology annotation, biological process: mitochondrial respiratory chain complex IV assembly. Bases 53 to 1552 code for a protein of 499 amino acids. The record is from RefSeq and is a predicted model, not a curated record.
UGAACCUCCAAGAGCUCCAAAAAGUCAAUCGUGAGACAUCACCAAAUUCUCAAUGGCGCUUCCGGCAGAUCUUGCGGCACGCUCAGCGCUGUCGAGAGUGUGUUCACACUGCUCAGUCUCUUUCAGGAGACAAGCCGGAGCCAGGUUACCCAAUGGCCUUUUUCAGGCCUCACAACGACAGCAGCAACAACGCUCCGUCCAUAGCAAAUGCCCCCCUCCACGAGCUGCCGUCGAUAGCAAUGUCCCCAAGCCUGCUCCAACCUCCGUUACGAAGCGCUUCUCUUCUGGCUUUGCCUUUGGAUCUAGUGCGCCCGCACCCACCAAGACCGAGAAGAAAAGAGUUCUGGAAGCCGAUGACCUCUUCCACUCGUUCACCAACUCUCCCAUUCCCGAGAUCCGGAAAAGAGCGGCUUUCAUGAGGCAGUAUGCCCGCUGCAACCACCCCGACCACCAGCCCCAUGGGAGCCUGGCACCCGCCCAUGUCGACUUCGAAUGCCCUGACUGUGGUAUUCCAGUGUCCUGCUCCAAGGAGCACUGGGCUGACGACUAUGAGAAGCACCUGGAAAUAUGCGAUACACUGAGGCAAAUCAACGAGGACGACCACGAUCUACGGUCCGGCCGCUUUUUCCCCGAGUUCGAAUAUGCUGGGCCACAAAUAGACGAAGCUCUGAUCAACAUGACCAACUGGGAUACCUUUUUAUAUACCCGCUCCUUCCUCGCCAUUGAUGAUGAUAGGAGCAUGAGACAGGCUACGAGGUUACUCACUUAUCCCGUCACAAUUGCCAGCGUGCUUCAUGAGCUUAGUCCAUACAAUCUCAAAUCUGGAGGAAGGCUGACUGCAGAGGGUCUGAAGAGCUUCAGCGCUCUUCGAUACACUCUUCACCCACCUAAAAACGGCGGUGGCAUGGACAUCAAGGGCCUUCGGGUAGAGGCCCCACCUGUUCGUCUGUUCAUUCUCGGUGCCCGGGCCGAGUCGUCUCUUCCUCGAGAUGUUUGGGUGCAACUCGCACAUGUGUUCCCGGGCUCCCGCAUUCACCUGAUCUUUAUUGGCCCUGAGAGCAUGACCAACCGAGACAACGAGUUCCCGCUGCCCCCUCGGACUGCUACCAACCCCUUCGGUGCUAUCGUCGAGGACCGAGUCUGGCCUACCAUGAAGAUCAGCACCAUCGUGGACUACUACCACACCCUCCACAAGACCGGUCACUUCUACCCUUACGACCCCUACUUUGACUGCUUCGUCAUGUUUCACCCCGGUCUGGGUCACCCAGCAAGCUCCCAUGAGUGGGUAGAGACGCUUCCCAUGCUUCUGGAAACCAAGGCCCCCAUCAUUGUCACUGGCUACACUCAGGAGGAUAUGGAGCGCGAUGUUGCGUGGGUCAACAAGACAGCUCAUGGUGAAUUCGACAUGCUUUUGGAGCCUGGUGAGAACCGGUUCCGCAGUCUUCGGUGGGAUUUGAACGAUCUUGAUCCCCAGGACGUCAGUGCCGGCAACUGGGGCGUCUGGGCAUUCAGAGGCAAGAGAUAUGAAACCACCCGCAAAGAUUCCGAAUAAGAUGUUUCCAACACUCGCGACAAUGAUUUGCACUCUAUGUGUUGUAUAGUAACUCUUGUUGGACCGAGUCUGACAAAGCUGUAUGUAUAUAAAGCUGUAACAAAAAAAUGACUGCUCCAGUUCUCGGCUGUUGGUCGUGAGCGCAUUUGCUGCGCACAAGCGGAACAUUAUGGAUGCAUGGCAAGGCUGCAGCGUAUUCAUACACCAUGACCGGAAGGCGGUCGCAUCCAGUACAUGUAUGUACAUGCGGUAGAGCGGUAGGAAGGCUGCAGGAUGCAGCAGGGGUAUCUUGAGCCUCAACUCUUGUCAAACGGUUGUCAACGACAUGAAUGUUUACAUUCCAGCACCGAGCAACGGGUGGGAAUAGGGGUCACAAAGGGGCUUCGCUUUGAUAUCCCUGCAUCCCCACAGGAUCCACCUGACAGCUCUUGAGACCAGGGAUGCCGUUGAAACGAGAGCCACAUGCUGUCGAUGCCUUCUGUCUCGGGUUCACGAUGAGUCCUGUGAAAGAUGUCGUUGGCACAACACC